Messenger RNA from Solea solea (common sole), 2683 nucleotides. Its product is annotated as USP6 N-terminal-like protein. The record is from RefSeq and is a predicted model, not a curated record. The coding region runs from base 486 to 2174 and encodes 562 amino acids. NCBI's taxonomy places the organism in Eukaryota, Metazoa, Chordata, Actinopteri, Pleuronectiformes, Soleidae. The transcript has 14 exons.
AGUCACAACCCAAACAUUGUGUCCACAAAGGGACAAACAGCAACAAAAACAAUAUCUCCAUUGUCUCAUAUACGUGUGCGUGUACCUGCACUAAUGUGUCUGUCCAGUAGAUGGCGGCAGAGGAAAACACUGACGGACCAGUGUGCGUGUGUGUGUUUGUCAGUCAGGACCGCCGGGACUCGGGCGGGCAGUUGCACCGGGAGGUUCUGCGUCUUUAAGGCCGAGUUUGACGGCUCUGUCUCGGCUGACAGCUGCCACGCUGCAGCGCCUGCUCAGUGCGCGAAACCUGGACCAGUAUCUCCUGUGUCUGUCCCGAGUGUGAUAGUGUUAGUGUUGGUGUGUGCUGCCUGAACCCCUGGACUGACGAAGGGAGGCUUUUGUUCUGGUUUGUUCUGUUGGAGCCGCACUUUCACCGGAGAAUGUCUGGAGGAGCUGUGUUACCCCACCGAUAGCGCCGGAAUACACACAAGGAAUACGACACUGACAUGAAGAAAGACAUUGAGACUCUAAUUGCAGAGGAACGUGCUGAGAUCAUCCUGAAAUAUGCAACGGGCAGGCAGGGCGGGGUGGAGAUCGACCCUUGGGAAGAUGCUGACUACAGCAUCUACAAAGUCACUGACCGCUUCGGCUUCAUGCAUGAAGACGAACUACCAGCCCCAACAGCACAUGAGGAGAAGUUAAAGCAGCUGGAGAUAGAGAGAGCAGAGAAGUGGCUGAAAAUGGUGAAGAAGUGGGAGAAAUACAAGAACAGUGAUAGGAUGGUGAAACGGGUGUACAAGGGCAUUCCCCUGCAGCUCAGAGGCCGAGCCUGGGCCCUGAUGCUGGACGUGGAGAGGGCUAAGAAGGAGAACGAGGGCAAGUAUGAGAGAAUGAAGGAACAUGCCAGACUCUACUCUUCCGAGAUCAAACAGAUUGACCUGGACAUCAACAGGACUUUUCGGGACCACAUCAUGUUCAUGGAUCGCUUUGGAGUCAAGCAGCAGUCCCUCUUCAAUGUUCUUUCAGCAUAUUCAGUCUAUAACACAGAGGUGAGCUACUGCCAGGGGAUGAGUCAGAUUGCUGCCCUGCUGCUCAUGUUCAUGAAUGAGGAGGACGCCUUCUGGGCCCUGUCGCAGCUGCUGACCAAUCAGAAACACGGCAUGCACGGAUUUUUUGUUCCCGGGUUCCCCAAACUUCAGCGAUUCCAAACACAUCAUGAUCAGAUUAUUUCCAAACUCAUCCCCAAACUGAAGAAACAUCUGGACAGAGAGCAGAUGUCUACAGGGAUUUACAGCACAAAAUGGUUCCUACAGUGUUUCAUUGACAGGACGCCGUUCACCCUGACCCUCCGUCUGUGGGACAUUUUCAUCCUGGAGGGAGAGAGGAUGCUCACUGCCAUGUCUUACACCAUUCUGAGGAUUCACAAAAAGCACCUGGUGAAGAUGUGCUUGGAGGAGCUCAGGGACUUCAUGCAGGAGCGAAUCGCUCAGACCUUCUUCUACAGCGACGACGUGGUCAUCAAGGAGCUUCAGGCCUCCAUGACUGAGCUGCAGAAGAUGACGCUGGACCUUCCUCCUCCUGGGAAGCUUGAAGAGCUGCCUCGUAAGCCUCUGGGUCAGGAGCUGCCUCUGCUGCUGAGCCCGGUCCAGUCCUCUAGGGGGAAGAUGUCGUCUGCCAGUGGAUUCCCCAGAGCAGGACUGAGCCUCCAAAUCAUCUCUCACCAGCCUGACACCAUAUCCCCAGACCAGAGCCCGUCCAAGGACCCCAGGGAUCUUUAUGUUGCGGAGGAAGAGGCCCCACUGCCGUCCCCAGACCCCAUCAUCAUCCAUAGUCAGGUCCCGCUCACCCCCAACGGCUCCCCACUUAUGGGGCCUCCUCCCUAUCAGCCACCAGACAGCCACACAAUGGAUAAGUCAUCAGAUCAGGAUUUGGAUGAAAUGCGGCCGACGUUAGGGUCCUCCGUAGACUGUAGUACUGACCAAUCCGAAGUCCAGCAGACUCUUUCUGAAGCUGCACUCCAGGCGGCCAUUCCAGGUUCAGGCCUGGUUCACUCUGAGAGUUUGUCAGCUGCAGAGAUGACCGAAGACAGUCACCUGGUCGAGCUGCUGGAUCGGGCCUCGGCUCUGGGUACCAAAGAGAACCUGAACCAGGAUUUGAGCACAGAGGAGGAGACACAGGCAGCAGGAAUCUCAUGAAACAAGCAGAUGAUCAGAUUACUGAUCAGGUUUCUCCAUUGAUUGGAUUAUGUGUUUCUGUGUGGAGUUUGCAUGUUCUCCCCGUGUGUGCGCGUGGGUUUCCUCCCACAUGUCCAAAAACAUGCAGAGGUUAUUUGGACACUCUAAAUUGCCCAUAGGUGUGAGUGUGUGUUCGUCUCUCUGCGAUGGAACGGCGACUUGUCGAGGGUUUGAUCCCCCCCCCCCGCGCCUUUAGCCCCGUGUCAGCUGGGAUUGGCUCCAGCAGCGCCCCUGUGUCGCUCAUGUGGAGGACAAAGUGGUCGACAGUGGAUGGAUGAACGAGUUAAACAGUGAUGAGGAAGAACUACAAAGAUACAGUGCGAUUCACCAGUGUACACCACUGUAUGCUUAUCCACCAGUCAGCAAUACUUCAUUUAAAACAUGUGAUAUUAACGUCAGUGAUCUUAAAGAGGUCAUUUCAUUAUAAUCUUAACAACUCUAAGAGUCAGUUUAUAUUUGUUUGUUUUGUG